UCAACCUCACAAUCCUAUAGAAUUACAAUCCCUCUUCAACACUGCCAACUUCAGUGGCUUCCCUCUCUUCCUACACACUUUCUUUUUGCAAACUCACUUUUCUUCUCUGCACCACACACACCCACACUAAUGCUCUUUCUUUUUAUUAACGGGUGUGUAUUUCCAAUGAUACUAACACCACAUUUAUAGUUCCUUCCAGAGCAGCCAUAAUAGUUAAACACAUGGGCAACUAAUUUUAAUAUUUAGGAAAGUAGACAAAAGGAAAUUGGCUAGUGGCACUUUUGGAUGGUGCAGCAAAACUUUCAUUUUGCUUUCAUAUGUCACGGCCGCCCAUUUACUAGCAAGGUAGGGCCAUUUCAAGUUUAUCUAACAAAUUUCUCUGAUAGGCCAAACCUUGCAUCGGCUAGAACAGUUACUUACAACAAUACGAAUAUAGUCUUCUCUCCAUAUGGAGAAUAUUGGAGACAAGUACGAAAGAUAUGCACAAUGGAGCUACUGACGAUAAAGCGAGUGCAAUCUUUUCAGUCCAUAAGGGAAGAGGAGGUGGCAGAACUGGUUAAGAAAAUAGCUGCAAGUGAAGGCUGUGCUGUUAAUCUCACCCAGAACAUUUACCCGAUGACUUGCGGAGUAGUCGCACGAGCGGCUUGUGGUAAAAAAAACAGAUAUCAACAAGUGUUCAUUUCAAAGAUUAAUGAGCAAUUGAAGCUCAUGGGAGGGUUUUCGCUAGCUGAUCUCUAUCCUUCUAGCAGAGUGCUUGAAAUGGCGGAGAAGGUGAAGUUUGAGAAAGUUCACAAAGAGACUGACAGGGUUUUGCAAGACAUCAUCGACGAACACAGAAAUGGAAGCAAGUAUGAAGUAGUGGAAGAUCUGGUUGAUGUUCUUCUCAAGUGUCAACAGGAAAACGAUUCUGAAAGUCUCUUAACUGAUGACAACAUUAAAGCGGUCAUCAAGGACAUAUUCGUGGCUGGAGGCACUUCAUCUUCCGUAGUGGAAUGGGGGAUGUCAGAAUUGAUAAGAAACCCAAGGGUGAUGGAAAAAGCACAAGCUGAGGUGAGAAUAGUGUAUGGUAAGAAGGGAUAUGUGAAUGAGACCGAAUUACAGAAAUUGAUAUACUUGAAGUCCAUAAUCAAAGAAACAUUGAGGUUGCACCCACCUGUACCAUUGUUAGUUCCGAGAGAAAGUAGAGAAAGGUGUGAAAUCAAUGGGUAUGAGAUACCCUCUAAGACAAGGGUAAUUAUCAAUGCUUGGGCAAUUGGAAGAAAUGCUGAGUAUUGGACUGAAGCUGAGAGUUUCAAACCUGAAAGGUUUCUCAAUAACUGUAUCGAUUUCAAAGGUGCAGACUUUGCAUUUAUCCCAUUUGGUGGUGGAAGAAGGAUCUGCCCAGGCAUUACAUUUGCCAUCGCAAACAUUGAGUUGCCACUUGCUCAGUUACUUUACCAUUUUGAUUGGAAGCUUCCGAACAAUAUGAAGAAUGAAGAACUUGACAUGACCGAGUCGGGAGGAAUUACUCUCAGAAGAAAACAUGACCUCUGCUUGAUCCCCAUCACUCAUCAAACUUAAAAUGUAAGAGUCAUGGUUACAUUCAUUUGAAGUGGUGUUGAUGAUGAAUUUUCCUUGAGUAUCGGUGAAUUGUUAGUGACAAUUAUGUGAAAGUUGCUGACAAAGUGUUUAAGGUGGUGAAGGUUAAUGAUGAAGAAUGAUUUUCACCGUCAAUGAGUUUUUGCAAAUCACUGGUGGCAAGAAUGAUUCGAGCAGAUCGAUUGACAGUAUGUGUUUCAAAGUAAGUGACGAGACUUUUAUGUAUAAGUGGGUCUAAUAAAACUGAACUUUUAUUUAUCAUUUUUCAAUGCUACGUGUCCUUUCAUGUGUGUCACGAAACCUAAAUAUAAAGGGUGACAAGGUUGACAAAACUAAGUCGGAAAUUAACUAAGUAUAAGUUAAUCUUAUAAAAUCAAAUUUCUAUUUAUCAUUA
This is a messenger RNA of Vigna angularis (adzuki bean), 1972 nucleotides long. Its product is annotated as cytochrome P450 71D10. Gene Ontology annotation, molecular function: oxidoreductase activity, acting on paired donors, with incorporation or reduction of molecular oxygen; monooxygenase activity; iron ion binding. The transcript has 2 exons. NCBI's taxonomy places the organism in Eukaryota, Viridiplantae, Streptophyta, Magnoliopsida, Fabales, Fabaceae. The record is from RefSeq and is a predicted model, not a curated record. The coding region runs from base 286 to 1560 and encodes 424 amino acids.